This is a messenger RNA of Candida tropicalis MYA-3404, 1074 nucleotides long. RefSeq lists its product as uncharacterized. The record is from RefSeq and is a predicted model, not a curated record. The transcript has a single exon. Bases 1 to 1074 code for a protein of 357 amino acids. NCBI's taxonomy places the organism in Eukaryota, Fungi, Ascomycota, Pichiomycetes, Serinales, Debaryomycetaceae.
AUGUUGGGUUCAACUGCUAAAAGAGUAAUAGUUGCUGGAUCUAGAAGGCAAUUUGUCAGAUUAAACUCAUCAAACAAUGGAAACAAUAGUGAGUUGAACAUUGGUGAACUUUUCAAAAAAAUCGAUCAAGUCACCUUGAAAGCUGCUGAAUUAAAAAGAAAACAAGAAAGUGACAAAUUGAAACAACAAGCUCAACAAGCUCAUAAUAGACUUAAGAAAGUAAGUCAUCAAAACGCUGCAUCCGUUAGAAGACUUCCAAAAAGAGCUUCUGGUGAAAAUGAAGCAGUAGAGAAACAAACUACUUCUAAUGAAGAAUCACAACCUAAAAGUGAAAAGACUUUUCGUAAUCGAUUCCAAAAAGACCAAGAAGCGAGCAACCGUGAAGCCGUUAACAACAGACCAAGAAGAAGUUUUGAAACUAGUGACAGAGUCGCUCCAGCGUUCUCCCAAAAGAAGAGCAGCAAAGAAGAACCCCGCUUCGCUCCACGAAUCAAUAACAGAAGUAGUGGAACUAAUGGACCUUCAUUUAGAAAGUCUUCUCCAAGAAAAGUAGCUAGAGGUCCAGGUGCUAAACUGGAAAUCCGUAAACCAACAGUUGCCAAACCAAUCCAUUCAAAAGAAGUGUCAGCCACACCAUUGUCACCAAAGAUUGUUGCUGAAGAUUUCUUCUAUGGUAAAGUCCCAAGUAUCAACUCAACUGUCAGUGGUAGAUUGGCCUCUAUUGCCAAAUUGACUUUAGAUGAUUCUAAGUAUCCAUACUUGUUACCAAAAGAGGUUAUUGCUCAAGCUGCACGUGAAAGCAAAAACAAGUACAUAUUGCAGAAGAACUGGAAAAUCAACCCAGAUCAAGAUGUCUUAAAAGAAAGAAUUCAAACUAUUGCCUUGGGUCAAAAGAAGGAUUUGGAAAUUGCUGGUGAAAAAUCCGAAUUGGCCGAUAAAACCCUUCACAAUAUCAACCUUAAUCCAGAUUUGAGCCUUGAACAAAAAGACGCCAUGUUUAAGAUUGUCAAUGGAUUACAAGAUAUCAAGAGUAUUUUCAAGGAUGCUCCUUGGAAAAAGCAAGCUAGUAAAUAG